Messenger RNA from Anopheles coustani, 6687 nucleotides. Its product is annotated as phospholipid-transporting ATPase VD. The transcript is spliced from 13 exons. The record is from RefSeq and is a predicted model, not a curated record. Gene Ontology annotation, cellular component: plasma membrane. Gene Ontology annotation, molecular function: ATPase-coupled intramembrane lipid carrier activity; magnesium ion binding; ATP binding. NCBI's taxonomy places the organism in Eukaryota, Metazoa, Arthropoda, Insecta, Diptera, Culicidae. Gene Ontology annotation, biological process: phospholipid translocation. The coding region runs from base 647 to 5383 and encodes 1578 amino acids.
AAGGUUGUUGCUGACGCGCGCGCGUGCCACAAAUUUCCGUUCUCCUUUGUCGUGCCGAAGCACCAGUUAAGUUUUAAAGUUUUUGGCUAGUUAAAACCACCAGUUACGGUUGUAUAAUUAUCGCAUCAUCUGUUAAACCGACUGUCGUUAGUUAUCGAGUGCUUUACGGCCGUUAAGUUGGAAAAGGCAAAAUCACCUCAUCGCGACUCUGGUCCGGUUUCGUCAGCGGAGCAAGUCUGUGUUGGCCGUUUUAACCGUUAUGUCUGCGAAGCAACGCAGCUAGAAGCACAGACGGCGGAGAAGUGUACCGAAGAAACGAUCGCGGGAAAGCGGGUUCACAGGUUAGCAGGAAAGGUAUCAAUCAGCCAGUGACGUCCCACGUGGCACAACAAUGCCGUUGAUGCAGCUUACCAAUUGAGAUUACCAAGGUACCGAGGCGAGGUAGAGCCCCCUUUGCGAGUGUGUAAAGUGUGACCGGGUUAUCGUCGCUAUCGUGCGGUGAAAAGGGCCGCCCUGUGAUCCGUGGGUGGUUUUUCCCGAUUUAUCAUAUUACGCCAUUGCGGGGCGAAAUGCGAAGUGUGCUCGUUUGGCCGCAGGUUCAUCUAAAUGGUGCUUUUCGUCGCCGGAGGAGGAAGCAGCAGCAGCAAUGACGCAAGCGAAGGAGCUAGAGCUAUCGAAGGAUGUGGCGCCGGCGGGCGACGGUGGGGGCGGUCUCGGCACCGGCUUCCAUAAUCAUCCGCUCCAUCCCGCGCCGGUUUCCGCCACCCCGCACCGGAGUCACCCGCUGGAGGCGCACGGUGGCCAUACGACGUACGUGUUUCCGGGCUCCUCGUCCCAGCUGGGAACGGCGGCGGGUGGAGGGACCACGGUCUCCCAGGCGGUGCAGGCGGCGCAGCUGAUCGGCGGGGGGCCGACGGUCGGCUCGACGAACUCCACAACGACCGGUCGGAUAUUGCUGGAGUACCCGCGAACGACCGGCGGUGGCCAUUCCCGUUCCGUCAGCCACGGCGAGGGCUCGCUCGGAGGAAUGGUGGGUAGCGGCGGGGCGGCCGGACGCCCGUCGGCCCUCAAGUCAGCCGUCAAGGGUGGUCACCAGCGGGCCCUCUCCCAGGGCCAAAUCAUGGACGCACCUUCGGCGGCGACGCGCGGACACAGUCGCGUCGGCUCGAAGACGGACUUUAUCCUUCCGCCGGGCCACAAGGAGCAGCCGGAGCCGCGCGACACGGCCGCACCACUGUCGGCCGGCUCGAUCAAGGGCCACUCCCGCCAGGCGUCCCGCUCCGAGUCGAUCUACACGCUGCGCCGGGCGAACAAACCGCCCUGGUGGAAGCGGCUGGUCUACUGCCGCACGGCCAGCGCCAAGCUCGAGGACCGGGGCUACCGGAUAGUGGUACCGAACCACACCGUCCCCCCGAAGACCCCCAAGCGGGACCACCCGAACGGGCGACUGUGCGGCAACAAGAUCCGCACCACCAAGUACACGCUGCUGUCGUUCGUUCCGAAGAAUCUGCUCGAGCAGUUCCACCGGAUCGCGAACCUGUACUUCAUCUUCAUCGUGCUGCUGAACUGGUUCCCGCAGAUCAACGCGUUCGGCAAGGAGAUCGCCAUGAUACCGGUGCUGUUCGUGCUCGGCGUCACCGCCAUCAAGGACCUGUUCGAGGACCGGCGGCGCAAGGCGUCCGACAAGCGGAUCAACAACUCCACCUGCCGCGUCUACAACGGCGAAUCGGAGCGGUACAAGAAGGUCCUCUGGCAGGAUGUACGCGUCGGCGAUCUGGUGCACCUCUCCAACAACGAGACCGUCCCGGCCGACAUACUGCUGCUCAAGUCCAGCGACCCACACGGCGUCUGCUACAUCGACACAUGCGACCUGGACGGCGAAACCAACCUGAAGCGACGGCAGGUGGUACGUGGAUUCGUGGAGAAGCAGCACAUCUUCGCACCGAACAAGUUCACCAGCCGCAUCGAGGUGGACGCGCCGUCGACGAAGAUUUACCGCUUCCAUGGUGCGGUGAUUCAUCCCUCGGGCGAGCGCGUUCCGGUUUCGACGGAUUGUCUACUGCUAAGGGAAAGCCGUCUCAAGAACACGGACUACGCCGAGGGAAUCGUCGUGUACGCUGGUCAUGAGACGAAGGCUAUGCUCAACAACAGCGGGCCACGAUACAAGCGGUCCCGGAUUGAGCAGCAGAUGAACCUCGAUGUGAUAUGGUGCGUUAUCAUCCUGAUCGUGCUGUGCAUCAUUGGUGCCGUCGGCUGCAAGCUGUGGCUUUCGUUCUACGCCGACGGCUCCGACGAGACCGAGGGCAACGGCGAUGCCAACAACGACACAUUCCGGACACCAUUUCUCCCGUUCAAGAUCAGCCCCGAUUACGAGGGGCUGCUAGCCUUUUGGACGUUUGUCAUUAUCUUGCAGAUCAUGAUACCACUGUCGCUGUACGUUACGAUCGAGCUGUGCAAGCUGAUGCAGGUCUACCACAUACACAACAACACCGAGCUGUACGAUCCGGACUCGAACAAGCGCACCGAGUGUCGGGCGAUGAACAUCACCGAAGAGCUCGGCCAGAUACAGUACGUGUUCUCCGACAAGACGGGCACGCUGACGGAGAACCGGAUGAUAUUCCGACGGUGCACAAUCGUCGGCGUCGACUACAACCAUCCGGAGACGGAGGAGGAGAAGGAGAUGAAUAAAAUCGGCGCUCCGGUUCCGAUCCUGCAGCCAAAUCUUAGUCUGCUGGAAAACUUUCGUGGCAGCACGCAAUCAUCGUUGGAGGCGAGUCCGGAAGCGAGAAUGGGUGGUACGGACGGGGCUUCUUGUGAGCCGGUGGGCAAGCAGAUACAGGAGUUUUUCCUCAUACUAGCCAUCUGCAACACGGUGGUGGUAAGCGCUACUCCCCACCGGGACAAUAUGAAUGCAAGCGGUGUGAUAGAAUUGAACGAUAGCGACACGAGCGUAACGCUUGUUCGUCCGGCGUUGGUAGACUCGGACGGAGGCAGUUUACCGCUAGCGGCCGAGCAGACGAACGCAUCGGUUGGGGAUCGGUACGCGCGGCUCACCGAGUCCCGCUCGAUCACACCGUCUCCGCCGCCCAGUGCGCCCAGCUCGCUGCCCCUCAAGACGACCCACGUGCCAUCGCUAUCCCCGAUCAGUAGCUCGGCCGAAACGUCACCCAUGUCGGAGAGUCCUCCUAUGCGCAUCAAAUCGAUGACCACACCUACGGCCCGAGUGAAAUCGCUCGUUGCUAAGCUAAGCAACGUGGCGAGUGGUUCGCGUGGGGCCAGUGUGUUCAAAAGUACCGACCGGAGUAGCACGGGCAGCGGCACGAGCACCGGAGGGGUGAAGAAUCGGUUUUCGUCCACAAACAGCAGCGGUGCGGCGGCAAAGUUUCACAAAUCCUUCUCACAAGGCUCCUCGACGACGUCUCCGGCUGCCAGCCGACCGAUCUACGAGGCGGAAAGUCCCGAUGAACUGGCGCUCGUUAAUGCUGCGUUCAGCUACGACUGCUGCCUGGUGAAUCGGAGUCCGAACCAUGUCCUCGUCAGCGUACCAGGCGAAGGCGUGAUCGAGUACGAGAUGCUGAAGGUGUUGCCAUUCGACUCCGCUCGCAAGUGCAUGUCGGUCGUAGUGCGGCGCUCCGGGACGCAGGAUGUGGUGCUGUACACGAAGGGCGCCGACAGUAGCAUCAUGCCCAACCUGGUACCGUGUACACCCGGCUCGGAGGAGUAUCGGUUGCGGGAGCAAACGCAACAUCAGCUAAACAUUUACGCACGCCAGGGAUUGCGCGUGCUGGUGAUGGCCAAGCGUAAGCUAGACCCAACCGAUUUCAGCGAGUGGUACAGCAAGCACGAGGAGUGCGAACUGAGCAUGGAAAACCGGGAGCGUAAGAUCCGCGAAUCGUUCACGGCGCUCGAGCGGGGACUAACGUUGGUCGGCACAACCGGCAUCGAGGAUCGACUGCAGGAGGGCGUGCCUGAGACGAUCAGUUCGCUGCUGCAGGCCGGCAUCGUAAUCUGGGUGCUCACGGGCGACAAAGCAGAAACGGCCAUCAACAUCGCGUACUCGGCGAAACUGUUCAACUCGCAGAUGGAUAUCCUCAAGCUGACCGCACGUUCACGUGACUCGGCCGAGGCGUCCAUCAACUUUUACCUGAACGAAAUCGAAAAGCAGCUGAACAGCAACGGCGGCAGAACCUCGAUCGAUGAUGCCGAUUCGUUUGAUCAGCUGGACAAAACGCGCGCCCUCGUCGUGGAUGGGAAAACGCUCACGUUUAUUUUGGACCUGCGGUCGAACCUAACCAAGCCAUUCCUAAGACUGACUCGGUACUGCGCCUCGGUGCUGUGCUGCCGAGCGACCCCGCUCCAGAAGGCGUUCCUCGUGAAGGUGGUGAAGGAGGAACUCCGGAUCAGUACGCUCGCGAUUGGAGAUGGGGCGAACGAUGUUUCCAUGAUACAGAUGGCCGACGUUGGUGUUGGUAUUUGCGGACAGGAGGGCAUGCAGGCGGUGAUGGCAUCCGACUUUUCGAUUGCCAAGUUCAAAAUGCUUGAGAAGCUGCUGCUCGUUCAUGGCCACUGGAACUACGAUCGUUUGGCACGGAUGAUCAUUUACUUUUUCUACAAAAAUGCGGCAUUUGUGUUCCUUCUGUUCUGGUAUCAGUUCUACUGUGGGUUCUCCGGUGCCGUCAUGAUCGAUGAGGUGUACCUGAUGAUUUACAACCUGCUCUUUACCGCCUUGCCACCGCUGGCGAUCGGAGUGUACGACAAGAAAAUCAUAGAUGAUCUACUUUUAGCAUAUCCACAAUUAUAUCAACACGGUCGCCGGGGGAAAGGCUACAAAUGGUCAACAUUUUGGAUAGUGAUGCUCGACGCCGUGUACCAAAGUUUGGUGAUAUUUUUCGUAGCGAAGGCAGCGUACUGGGGUUCGGAUGUGGACAUAUGGGUGUUCGGGACGACAAUCACGUCCUCCUGCCUGUUUACGAUGCUGCUACAUUGUGCCAUAGAAAUAAAAUCAUGGACCAUACUACACGUCCUGUCGAUCGCGAUCAGCCUCGUGUCGUUCUACGCGUUUGCGUUUGCAUACAAUUCGGUUUGCGUGACCUGCUUCGGCCUGCCAUCGAACUACUGGGUGAUCCACAUGAGCAUGAGUACAAUACAGUAUUACCUGAUAACGUUGCUAACCGCUGUACUUGCCCUACUGCCACGGUUCACCUACCGCGUCGUCAAAAACACCCUCUGGCCAUGCGAGGGCGUGCGGGUGACGCUGCAGUAUAAAGAAGAGAAACGAAGAGGUGAGAAUCUGCUGGUAACCUGGUCGCGUUCGACAUCCGCCUCGUCCAUAUUCAGAACCGCCCAUCACAGGACUUCGCAUAAGACUGUAAUGAAACGGUAGCUGGAAAUAUGGACUGUUGGAGAAAUGUGUCGAAAUCACUGCGCACCGUGAAGGAGUAGAUGAUGAGUCAGUCUCCAUUCCAGCACGUACGUCGGGGCCGCACUAACUAAUGUGAUUGACUGUGAAGAAGACAAAUAUGCAGAGAAAAAAAAACGAUGAGAUAAUCGGAACAGAAAGUGUCUCAAUUUUCCAGUGAUAUCCAAAACAAUCAAAACUAACGAAACAGGAACAUUGUUCUGGCGGCCUUAACACAAUGCUAGUUGACUGAGUUCAGGCUAGCGAACAAAUACAUAUGUCAACAUAGUAGAUAAGUGCAAACUGUGCGUUUGUUCAUAUCCUAACACUGAAUGUAUUAACACGAACGAAUAUUCUCGUGCUCUUGUGUAAAUUUUUCUAUGCUUCUUUCGUUGCAUCCGUUCCUCAGAUGUAACGACUGAGUUAUAUGCUUUAUGAUUGAGAGGAACAAACUAUUCAUUGUCUUAGUAUGCGUAAAAUAUGUGAAUAUGAAAGGAAAGUCCAAGGGAAAGGAUGUGUUAAAUGUGGAUACGACCACGGCUGUGAAAGAAUGUUUAUUGGAGUGCCCUAGGAAUGAACUUGAGAAGCGUUGCAUCAUGAGCAUCGGUAGAAAACCAAGGACUUAUCAAAUGAUUAAUCAGCACAUGCAAGGUACUAGUGUAGCGUAAACGAAACUAGCUAAGAUGACAAUAAAAGGUAAAAACAGCCGUGACUAUGAACUAUAAAGAGUAUGAGUAGAGGAACAGCAGUAUGCAUUUAAUUGAGAUAAAUAAGAGACGAGACGAUAAGUAAAUCAAGUUGGUAGACGUCUAAUGGCUAUCAAGUGCCUCCUGAUGGCUGAAGAAAACGCUUCGUUCACGAGUAAUUCGAUAUUUAGAAACAUUAUUUAUAUGUGACUGCUACAAGCAACAAAGUUUACAACUAGACAAAACUAAACCCAUCAUGAGACACUAAUUCAAUAACAAAACCAGGUAGAAACAUCGCUUCUAAUGAUACAAUAUGGGUGGUUUAACGCAAAUGUGAAUUUCGUAGAGCUAACCAAGACGAAGGAAAGCUUGGCAAUACCUGAAGCGAUACAUAAGCGUUAUAAGCGAAAACUUAUGCGGUGUAUCCCGUUUUAAGUAAUUACUUAGCUAUUGCCCAUAGUAUCCUAAUGCGCUGUACAUAAUGUGAGCAAACUAUGCAACUAGGGAGCAUCCAAAAUAUCAAGAAGGCAAAAUUAUGAUAACAGACAGCAACACCGCUGAGAAAAAGAUGAAAUAUUUUUUAUACAAUGCGAUGGAAAAGAA